This is a messenger RNA of Ascochyta rabiei, 741 nucleotides long. RefSeq lists its product as uncharacterized. The transcript has a single exon. NCBI's taxonomy places the organism in Eukaryota, Fungi, Ascomycota, Dothideomycetes, Pleosporales, Didymellaceae. The record is from RefSeq and is a predicted model, not a curated record. The coding region runs from base 1 to 741 and encodes 246 amino acids. Gene Ontology annotation, molecular function: acyltransferase activity, transferring groups other than amino-acyl groups.
AUGCCCCUUGAACUCCACCCCCUCCGCCCUGCAGACGCACUGUCCUAUAUCCGCAUUCGUGCCCUGGCAUAUUACGGUCCAACUCAUGAUGUCCUACACAAAGGUCCCAUCAGCGAGGCAUCCAUUUUCGGCGUAGCUGAAGAUCGUAAACGUGAUAUCGGUGCACCUAACGUCUGGCACUGGAAGAUCGUCGACACCGACCUACCACCGAGCAAAGACGACCCUGAAGACAAUGGUGGUCGAACUAUCGCAAUUGCGGUGUGGAAGAUGAUGAACGUUGACGGCAAAGACGAGAGGAAGAAAGAAGGGGGAGAGCUCGUUGAGCAUGCUUCCAUUCCUGUGGAGGUCGAAGUGAAGACAGAUAGCCCUCUUGGCCCACGUUUUCCGUCUUUCCUUCCCCCGGAACUCCGUCUUGAUGCGCUGGCCUCUCUUUUCGACCCCUUAGAUGCUUCUCGCGGCGAGAUCAUGGGGACGGAAAACACGUUCUUCAUGUUGAAUAGCUUUGCAACUCACCCCGAUCACCAGGGUCGAGGUGCUGGCAGCUUGUUGUUAGACUGGGGAACGGGAAAGGCGGACAAUGAGGGAUUGGUCACGUAUCUAGAUGCUACGCAGGUUGCGAGGCCAGUUUAUGAGAAGAGGGGAUUCGAGGUUAGAAGAGCGGUGGAGUGGGACAGGACGAAGUGGGGUGGUGAAGGGAAGGAUGUGCACUUUUGUAUGGUUCGGCAGCCCAAAAGUGCAUAG